Messenger RNA from Zalophus californianus (California sea lion), 8885 nucleotides. RefSeq names its product glutamine rich 2 (gene QRICH2). The coding region runs from base 284 to 8278 and encodes 2664 amino acids. NCBI's taxonomy places the organism in Eukaryota, Metazoa, Chordata, Mammalia, Carnivora, Otariidae. The record is from RefSeq and is a predicted model, not a curated record. The transcript is spliced from 21 exons.
UGGCCGCGACCCGGCGCGAGGGGAGGGCGGCCCAGGGCUGUAGCUCGGAGACUGGACGGCGGAGGGUAGGCGGGUGUCGGGACCCCGCCGGGGAGGCGGGCGCGGGUCCCCAGGAGCAGAGGGUGGGAAGCCCGGAGGCCGGGCGCUUCCCCUCCGUCGUCCUCCAGGCGGGCGGCAGACAGUGACUGGUGCCCCGGAGAGCGCCCAGGGGCGCGGGGGGCAGUGAGGGGGACAUGGCCGCCCCGCCAGCCGAGGGCGCGGACCGCUGCUGAGAGGGCGCACGAUGCCACCCGCGACGGCGGCCACCACUACGGUCUCCCUCCGGGAGCUGGCCGACCUGGCCAUCGGCACCCCGGAGGUGGGCGCCGUCAACUUCACGGCCCUGCACACGCUCAUCGUGGCCAUGCUCCGGAGCCUCAGCCUGCAGGAGGUGCGCAUCGACUUCCAGUCGCCGUUGCCGUCGCCGGAGCCAAGCCGCACCUUGGAGCCCCCGCAGGCAGUGCUCAGCGCCCCGCAGCUGGCUGUGUCCAAAGAGAAGCCGCGCGGAAGCUUGGCCAAGCCACCGACGGCGGCGGCGGCGGCGGCGCUGGAGAGCCAGGUGAAGGGCCUGGGCGGGCAGGUGCAGGACCUCAGCAGGCAGCUCAAGACCGUCACGAACCAGGUGCAGGGCAUCGUGAGCCACGUGCAGCACCUGACGGCCCCCAUCAGCGAGCUGGGCGCCCGGGACUGGCUGGAGGAGGAGACAGCCAAGCUGACGCCGGCAAGGGCACGAGCAGGGUCGUUGGAAAUCGCGAAGGGCGAGCGGGCCACCGUCUCCCAGGUCUCCCAGGCCAUGGAGCUGCUGCACGAUGUAGUGGAGGACGUGAAAACUCUCAAAGAAGCCCAGGAAAAGGCGCAGGAGCUCCCUGAGUCGAGCCUUGCGAAAGCCCUCCAGCGGAUUGAUGUACUAGAGAAGAUAGUCAGAGAACGGAAUGAAAUCCUGGACCUAGUGAGCCGGAAGAUGAGUUUGAUGCCUGUUGGAGAAGAAGUCACCAUGGUCACCUGGGAGGAGCUGGAGCAAGCAAUUACAGAUGGCUGGAAGGCCUCACAAGGGAGCUCAGAGACAACUACAGGACUCCCUAAACGCAAAGGGCGCGCUUCCGUAGCAUCAAAUGAUAUACUUCAAGGUGGAGUCCCCAUCAAGCGCUCAAGUGCUGACCCAGCUCUGGAUUCUCCCAGUGGUUAUGGCUCAGAUCAGACCUUAUCAGGAAUCAGUGGCAUAGGAAAACCCUCUGAAGGGGUCACCAGGGAACGAAGCAGAGGUGCCUCUGCUACUGCAGUCCCGGGUAGAGAACAGCACCCAAGGGCCCGUGAUGAAGGUGGCCAGGCAAAGUCCCAACAUCCGUCUAUGUCCCAAUUCAGAGUAGAGUCAGAUCAUCGCAGGACGAGAGAGCUGCCGCCGCAUAGCUUAGCCCAUCUAAGAAAAGAUGAACGAGAGGAACUCCCUGGUCCAGUUCAACAGGACUUACCUGAAGCCACUGUGGCCAGAGAUCAGCAUCAUCAAGUAUCCCCGGAUCAGCAUAGGGGGGUGUAUCCAAGCCAGGGUCAAAUCUAUCCCAGGCCAGUUCAGCGUGGAUUAAGACCACUUGGCACGGAUCCACUUGCAUGGCGCCAUCCUAGCACUUACCCACAUGGUGUGGUACCCCUCAGGAUGGAUCAGCUUGGUAUGAUGCCACCUGGAAUGGGUGAGCAGCGCUUGGUACCACCUGGCAUGGAUCAGUAUGGUAUGGUGCCACCACUGGUACCUGGCACAGAACAGCAAGGAUUGGAACUACCUAGUACAGCUCAGCCUGGUAUGGUUCCACGUAGCACAUAUCAGUAUGGCAUGGUACUUCCUGGCACAGACCAACAGCCUGGUGUGGAUCAGCAUGGAUUGGUACCCUUUAGUAUAGAUCAGCAUGGAUUUUUAAUAUCUGGCAUGGAUCAACAAGGAUUAGUAGUGCCUGGCAUGGAUCAACAUGGAUUGGUUCCACAUCUUACAGAUCGAAAUGGUUUGGUAUCGCCUGGUUUGAUGCAAGUUGAUGCAGAUCAGCAAGGUUUUAUACAGCCCAGCUUGGAAACAUCUGGGUUCAUUCAACCUAGUACAGAGGAGCAUGAUAUAACCCAGCCUGGGGCAGAUCAACGAGGUUUGGUACCAACUGGUACAGAUCAUGCUACUUUGGCCCAACCUGGUGCAGGUCAGCGUGGUUUAGUGCAGCCUGGUGCAGGUCAGCGUGGUUUAGUGCAGCCUGGUUCAGGUCAGCAUGGUUUAGUGCAGCCUGGUGCAGGUCAGCGUGUUUUGGUCCAGCCUGGUGCAGGUCAGCAUGGUUUGAUGCAGCCUAGUGCAGGUCAGCGUGGUUUGGUGCAACAUGGUGCAGGCCAGCCUGGUUCAGUUCAGCCUGGUGCAGGUCAACGUGGUUUGGUUCAGCCUGGUGCAGACUGGCAUGGUUUGGUGCAGCCGGUUGUAGAUCAAAGUGGUUUGGUCCAGCCUGGUGUUUACCCACCUGAUUGGGUACAACCUGGUGCAUAUCCCAGUGGUUGGGGACAACCUGUUGCAUAUCCAUCUGUUUUGGUACAGCCUAGUGCAGGUCAGCCUGGUUUGAUACAGUCCGGAAUGGGUCGGCAAGAUUCAGCCCAACUUAGAAUGGAUUGGUAUGCUUUGGUGCAGCCUGAAAUGGAUCAACAUGGUUUGGUCCAAGUUGGAAUGGAUCAGCAUGGUUUAUUCCAACCUGGCACAGUUCAACCUGGUUUAGUGCAGCCUGGUGCAGGUCAGCGUGGUUUGUUCCAACCUGUUACAAGUCAGCGUGAUUUGGCCGAACCUGGAAUAGCUCAGCAUGAUCAGGUCCAACUUGGAAUGGAUCAGCAUGGUUUGGUCCAACCUGGAAUGGGUCAGCAUGGUUUGGUGCAGCCUAGUGCAGGUCAGCGUGGUUUGGUGCAACAUGGUGCAGGCCAGCCUGGUUCAGUUCAGCCUGGUGCAGCUCAGCCUGGUCUGGUGCAGCCUGGAAUGGAUCAACAUGGUUUGGUGCAACCUGGAAUGGAUCAGCGUGGUUUGGUCCAGCCUGGACUGGAUCAACAUGGUUUGGUGCAAUCUGGAAUGGGUCAGCAUGGUUUGGUGCAACCUGGUGCAGGUCGGCCUGGUUUGGUCCAACUUGGUGCAGGUCAGCCUGGCUUGGCGCAGCCUGGAAUGGAUCAACGUGGUUUGCUGCAGCCUGGUGCAGGUCAGCCUGGCUUGGCGCAGCCUGGAAUGGAUCAGCGUGGUUUACUGCAGCCUAGUGCAGGUCAGCCUGCCUUGGCACAGCCUGGAAUGGAUCAGCGUGGUUUGGUGCAACCUGGUGUAGGUCAGCCUGGCUUGGUGCAACCGAGAAUGGAUCAGCGUGGUUUGGUGCAACCUGGUGCAGGUCAGCCUGGCUUGGCACAGCCUGGAAUGGAUCAGCGUGGUUUGGUGCAACCUGGUGUAGGUCAGCCUGGCUUGGCACAGCCUGGAAUGGAUCAGCGUGGUUUGGUCCUGCUUGGUGCAGGUCAGCCUGGCUUGGUGCAGCCUGGAAUGGAUCAGCGUGGUUUGGUGCAACCUGGUGCAGGUCAGCCUGCCUUGGUGCAGUCUGGAAUGGAUCCGCGUGGUUUGGUCCAGCCUGGUGCAGGUCAGCCUGCCUUGGCGCAGUCUGGAAUGGAUCAGAGUGGUUUGGUGCAACCUGGUGCAGGUCAGCCUGGCUUAGUGCAGCCUGGAAUGGAUCCGCGUGAUUUGGUCCAGCCUGGUGCAGGUCAGCCUGCCUUGGCGCAGUCUGGAAUGGAUCAGAGUGGUUUGGUGCAACCUGGUGCAGGUCAGCCUGACUUAGGCCAACCUGGAAUGGAUCCGCGUGGUUUGGUGCAACCUGGUACAGGUCAGCCUGGCUGGGUGCAGCCUGGAAUGGAUCAACAUGGUAUGGUCCAGCCUGGCACAGGCCAGCUUGGCUUGGCCCAACCUGGAAUGGAUCACCGUGGUUUGGUGCAACCUGGUGCAAGUCAGCCUGGCUUGGUCCAACCUGGAAUGGAUCAGCGUGGUUUGGUGCAAGAUGGUUCAGGCCAGCCUGGCUUGGCGCAGCCUGGAAUGGAUCAGCAUGGUUUGCUGCAGCCUGGUGCAGGUCAGCCUGGCUUGGCGCCGCAGCCUGGAAUGGAUCAGCGUGGUUUACUGCAGCCUAGUGCAGGUCAGCCUGCCUUGGCACAGCCUGGAAUGGAUCAGCGUAGUUUAGUGCAACCUGGUGCAGGUCAGCCUGGCUUGGCGCAGCCUGGAAUGGAUCAGCGUAGUUUAGUGCAACCUGGUGCAGGUCAGCCUGGCUUGGCGCAGCCUGGAAUGGAUCAGCGUGGUUUGAUGCCACCUGGUACUGGUCAGCCUGGCUUGGCACAGCCUGGAAUGGAUCAGCGUGGUUUGGUGCAACCUGGUGCAGGUCAGUCUGGCUUGGCACAGCCUGGAAUGGAUCAGCGUGGUUUGAUGCAACCUGGUGUAGGUCAGCCUUGUUUGGUACCAUCUGGUACAGGUCAGCCUGGUUUGGUACAGCCUGCAAUGGAUCAACGUGGUUUGGGCCAACGUGGUGCAGCUCAGCCUGGUUUGGUCCAACCUGGUGCAGGUCAGCCUGGUUUGGUGCAGCCUGGAAUGGAUCAACGUGUUUUGGGCCAACGUGGUGCUGCUCAGCCUGGUUUGGUCCAACUUGGAAUGGAUCAGCGUGGCUCAGUCCAGACUGGUGCAGCACAGCUUGCUUUGGUACCAUCUUCUACAGGUCAGCCUGGUUUGGUGCAGCCUGGAGUGGAUCAACGUGAUUUGGGCCAGCAUGGUGCUGCUCAGCCUGGUUUGGUCCAACCUGGAAUGGAUCAAAGUGGCUUGGUCCAACCUAGUGCAGCUCAGCCUGGUUUGGUACCAUCUGAUACAGGUCAGCCUGGUUUGGUGCAGCCUGGAAUGGAUCAACGUGGCUUGGGUCAACGUGGUGCAGCCCAGCCUGGCUUGGUCCAACCUGGUGCAGGUCAGCGUGGUUUGGCCCAACCUAGAAUGGACCAGCAUGGGUUGGUACAACCUGGUGUAGGUCAGCGUGGUUUGGCUCAACCUAGAAUGGACCAGCGUGGGUUGGUACAACCUGGUGCAGGUCAGCCUAGUUUGUUUCAGCCUGGCAUAGGUCAGCCUGCUUUUGUCCAACCUGGUGCAGAUCAGCGUGGUUUGGGGCAAGUAGAUCAGCGUGGUUUGGUACAGGCUGGCACAGAUCCACAUGGCUUUUUUCAACCUGGUGCAUAUCCUCCUGGUUUGGUACAGCCUGGUGCAUAUCCACGUGGUUUGGUCCAACCUGAUGCCUAUCCACAAGGUUUGGUGCAGUCUAGUGCCUAUCCACGUGGUUCGGUUCCACCUGGUGCCUAUCCUCGAGGUUUGGUCCAGCCUGGUACAUAUCCACAAGGUUUCCUGCAGCCUAGUACUGAUCAGCAAGGUUUGGUUCAACCUGGAAUAGAUCAGCAUGGCUUGAGGCAACCUGGUACAGAACAACAAGGCUUGAUACCCCCAGGCACAGAGCUUCGUGGCCUUCCAACAUUCCACCCUGAGUUUCCAAGAUUUUUCUCACAUCCAUAUCAGCGUGGUGUAAUACCUCCUGGCAGAUACCAAUAUGAUCAGGUGUCACCACUCCUAGCCAGUCAAGGUUUGGCAUCACCAGGUAUUGGCCAAGAGGGUUUAUCAGAAGGUUUGUUACAUCGUGGCACAGACCAGCAUGGCCUAACACCAUUAAGCAGCCGUGUGGGAUCCGUACAGCGAGAUCGACAGCAUUUGGUAUCACCUGACCCAGAUCAGCAGGGCCAGGUGCAAGCAGGUACGGACCAGCAUGACCGUGCGUACUCUAUCCCAGAAUCCCGUGACCUGUUGUAUCCUGGCCCUCACAACGCAGGCGUCCUGGGGAUAGAUCCAUAUGUCCAGAUAGGUUUGGAUCCAAAACAAAUACAUGCCUCAGACCAACCUGGAAUUUCUGUCUGGACUACUCCAAGCCAAGCAGCCACCUUUGCCAGGAGCAAGGACUCUCUUAACUAUCUCCAUCGAGUCUCAUCAGAAAAGAGUGAUUUCCAGAGCGAAAGACAUGAUUCACUGGAUAAAUUGGCUCCGAGCUUCCCCAUGGCAGUGGAAACAUUUCGUCUGAUGGGAGAGCUCAUUGGCCUCUAUGUAGAGCUCAAGGAGAACAUGAAAGAGCUGGAUGAGGAGCAGGAGGGCCAGACCGACUUGGAGAAGAUCCAGCACCUGCUCGGGCUCAUGGUCACCAGGAAAAGCAGAAUCAAAAAGAGUAUCCCCGCUGACCUGCAGGAACAGCUGAAGACCUUGAAGUCCUUGACCAAAGAAGUUCGGCAGGAAAAAGCAAAAAUGGACAGGGUACAGAGGAUCCUGGAGGGCAACGGGGAGCAAGAAAUAGGAAAAGACAUGAAGACUGGCCAGCUGAGCUUGCAGCUGGGAAUCCUCAGAGUUACCGUGGCUGACAUUGAGAAGGAACUGGCCGAGCUGAGGGAGAGCCAAGAGCAGGGCAAGGUCAGCAUGGAACAUUCAGUCUCCGAAGCCUCCUUCUACCUGCAGGACCAGCUUGACAAGCUCAGGACGAUCAUUGAGAGCAUGCUGGCCUCGUCUUCCACGCUGCUGUCCAUGAGCAUGGCUCCUCACAAGACCCUGUCAACCUUGGAACCUGGCCAGAUUGACCCUGAGGCCACCUGCCCUGCCUGCAGCCUGGACCUGAGCCAUCAGGUCAGCACGCUGGUGCAGCGCUACGAGCAGCUCCAGGACAUGGUCAACAACCUGGCAGCCUCCCGGCCUUCCAAGAAAGCCAAGCUCCAGAGCCAGGAUGAAGAGCUGCUGGGCCAUGUCCAGAGCGCCAUCCUGCAGGUACAGGGUGACUGUGAGAAGCUCAACAUCACCACCAGCAACCUCAUCGAAGACCAUCGGCAGAAGCAGAAGGACAUUGACGCACUGUAUCAGGGUCUAGAGAAGCUCGAGAAGGAAAAGGCCAACAGGGGACACCUGGAGAUGGAGAUUGACGUGAAAGCCGAUAAGAGUGCCCUGGCGGCCAAAGUGAGCCGUGUCCAGUUUGAUGCCACCACGGAGCAGCUGAACCACAUGAUGCAGGAGCUGGUAGCUAAGAUGAGCGGGCAGGAGCAGGACUGGCAGAAGAUGCUGGAUAAGCUCCUGGUGGAGAUGGACAGCAAGCUGGACCGCCUGGAGCUGGACCCCGUGAAGCAGCUGCUGGAAGAUCGCUGGAAGUCCUUGCGGCAGCAGCUCAAAGAGCACUCUCCACUCUACCAGGCAGACGAGGCGGCGGCCAUGCGGAGGCAGCUCUUGGCACAUUUUCACUGCCUCUCUUGUGACCGUCCCUUGGAGACAGCUGUGACUGGACAAUUUAUCCCUGUGACUCCUGUGGGCCCAGCCCUGCCUGGGCACCGUUCCCUCCGCCCCUACACUAUCUUUGAGCUGGAGCAGGUCCGACAGCAGAGCCGCAAGUACGGGGCAGUGGGCUCCCGGGCAGGGCUUCACAGCCUAAAGCUGGGCGGUACUGCCCUCCCUCGGGGCGAGUUGGCGCACAUGGAGCGGAGCGUGGGGCGCCUGCGCACCAUGCACUCCAAGAUGCUGAUGGACAUUGAGAAGGUGCAGAUCCACUUUGGAGGCUCGGUCAAGGCCAGCAGCCAGAUGAUCCGGGAGCUGCUGCAGUCACAGUGCCUGAGCUCCCCCUGCUAUAAACGGGUGCCGGAGACCGCCGACUACACGUACUCGAGUGGGCCCCGGCGCUGUGGGGGCAGCCACACCCUCACCUACCCCUACCGUCGCAACCGCCUGCAGCACCUGCCCCAGGGCCCGUACCCCCCUGACGAGGCUCGGAUCGCCGUGAAGCAUGAUGAGGUGGAUAUCUUGGGCCUGGAUGGACAUAUUUACAAGGGACGGAUGGAUACAAGGCUGCCAGGCCUCCUGACCAAAGACACCUCCGUCUCCGGGAUGACCAAGCACAGGGCCAAGCAGUCGCGGCCCCACGUGCACAGGCAGCAGUCCCUGAGCGACAACGACCAGCUGCCCUCGCGGCCUCAGAGCGCUCAGAUGCUGGCUCGCAACAGUCCAGCUCCUCCUCCUCCACGGAAAGACAGACCCUUGUCCUCCGAGGGGCACCUGGCCCAGCCCAACGCAGCCCACCCGCCCAGCCCCAGCGAGAUGGAGAUGCAGAUGGACAUGCCUCCCGGGGAGGGGCUUGAAGAGCCCACCCGGGGGCCGCGGUCCACCACUGCUCAUUGACCAAAGUUAUUAAUAAAUGUUUGGGAAGAAGCUCGGGGGCAGCGAGGCUUCUGUGGGCUUGGCUCGAGAAGAUGGAGUGGAAGGGGAGGGACCCAGCCCAGGUCCAGGUCGCCGGCCUUCAGUUAUUGGACAGGUCCGACUUAUAGCCUGAGAAUGAGACCAUGACCCACCCCCCCCUCCCACCGCAACAGAUGAAGCUACUCUCCAAGGGUGCGGGGGCUUCAGGAGAAGCUGCAGAGGCCAGACCCCAGACCCGGGGGCUAAGGACCCACUCUCACCUCUGUCAGCUCUCUCCUGACCUCAGCGGGACCCCGAGGCUGCUGCCUUUUCCGGUCUGGGGAUGCUGGCCCACAGGGUGGCCUGGCCGACUGGGGCGUUCGGGAGAGGUUGGGGUUCGUGGUGUCCGUGCACCAGCCGUGCCAUGCAGCCAAGGUGAGGGUGGCAGCGCCCAGCUCCUGGCACGACGUCCCGGGGGGAGCAGGUCACCUGGGAAGGUUUCGGUUUGCUGGCCUCUGCAGCUUACCUUUGAGCAGCUGCUGCAGAGGCAGAGGGGCUGCCUGGCCUAGGCUGGUUCCCUGCUCCACUCACCCCUCCCCAGAAAGAGCAG